Molecule: messenger RNA, 1275 nt
Organism: Harpegnathos saltator (Jerdon's jumping ant)
Lineage: Eukaryota; Metazoa; Arthropoda; Insecta; Hymenoptera; Formicidae
Exons: 2
Coding region: 64-690 (208 amino acids)
Source: RefSeq, a predicted model, not a curated record
CUCUGAUUAGGAAGACUGCGGGAGAAAAAAAGCACACACCGAAAGGAGACUCGAAGCCAUUGAAUGGGAGUCGUGACACAAGAAACACCAACGAAAGCGCGACACCCGCGAGCGUACUUUUUGUCACUUCCUCUGGGAAUUUCAACAAUCUCUUGGAAAAAGAUAUCUCUCUUUCGCAAGCUUUCGAGGUCAAGUUUCGCUUUGGUGCAAGAAAAAGUGGAUAUGUCGAACGACGUGCAAGUCUCGCGAUGUAAAGCCCCGGGAGCAAUUCGUCCGACCGUAAUUUUGCCGUACGCGGAAAACUAUUCGGCUGCCUGUAUUGUACGAUUGAAUUACAGUCACGACAACCGAAACCUUCCGUUCCUCAAGAAUCAACUGAAAAUUCGAUCGCAACGCAAGGAAAGUACCGUUGGAAGAUCUCUCUGUCGCCUCAGGAAUAUAUUCGGUCACUUGAACCGAACAUUAACGUUGUCAAGAGGUUGUUCUUCCCAGCUGAACUUUCUAGUUCAAAAAGUGUACACUGAAGAGUUCUUUCUAGCAGAGGCGACGUCAGAUGUUACUGUUCUUUCCACCAAUGCAACAGAACUUAAUGCGGCAGUUCAGUACAUUGCGAGGACAAAAUUUACACCAGUUCAGGCAGUUUAUUUGAAAAGAACAGAUCUACAGCUAUUAGAUAGGUUCUACGCGUAAUGGAGGUGCCAAAUUCUUCAUGUGCCAAAUUUUAAGGACUAAUCUGGUACGCUUGUACGAUGUAAUCGCCGAAUAGGCCAAACUAUUCCAAGUUGAAAAUUUCCAACUCGAAGAAGAAAAUUUCUAGUUGUCACUACAGUCUUGCCAAAAUGGUACCUACUAACUUUCUCUCCCUCUCCCUCUCUCGUGUUGGCUGCAUUGUGUCGUCGCCAAGGUUGCCAUUGACCACGACGGUCGCACAUAUACACACAAUGUGCGUCCGCUCGCGUGUGAGCGAGUUACACGCACGCGGCCGUCCCAGGAACAGCUACGCAGGAGGAGUGGGUCGAGGGGAGGCGGAGGCGAAGGAGGGAGAAGACGAAGGGACACGGUAGGUCCCACGAAUAGGUUGGUCGAUCUAUCAGCCGGGCCUGAUGCGUGUACACGGUCCGCAGUAUAGAUCAUCCUCAAUGUCUCGGAGCCUCCCACCUAAGUAUUCCCAUUAAGAUUGUAUCGUCCGGCCAAAACUAAUAACCAAUCACCCCCGGUACGGCGGGUAUAGGUGCUCGCGGCUUUAUCAUUAUCCAAUAUAUUCGAUAUUAUAGU